UGGUCUCCGCGCUUUGUCUCCGCUGACUGGAGUUGUUACGCUUAUUCGGGGACUUGUGUCGCUUUUUCCUGGGCCAAACGUCGCCACCCGAGCUCCUUCCGACCUGUCCGCGCGGAGAGCAAACCCGUCUUUGUGUAUCGAGAAAUGACGACCGCGAACAGCAGGUAAAAUGAGUCUGCUUAUUCCUGACUCCAGUGAAGACCAAAUGGCAGAAAAUACAGAGAAGCCUUGUAGCUCAGCAGAAACAACACUCUCCUCUUCUCGUAGCAAGAGGAAGCCCACAACUGUAGCUAGGGUAACUGGACCGAAUGAUUCUGGGAAUUCCGAUGACAGUGACAAUGAAGUGGCUACCUCUGACAGUAAUGCAGGCAGCACAUCCAAAAGUACCUUAGUGUUGCGGCCUGCAGGGAGUGAAAAUAAAGGCACUGUGAAGUUCAGAGUGGAUUACAAACAUAAAACAUCAGAUGACACCCUGGAAAGAAAGAUCAACUGCACAGCCUGUGGAAAGCAAGUUAACCAGUUUCAGCGUAGCUCUGUGUAUGAGCACCCUGCUCUUAAAGUGCUUAUUUGCAAGUCAUGCUACAAUUAUUACACGAGUGAUGACAUCAGUAGAGACUCGGAUGGAAUGGACGAGCAGUGCAGGUGGUGUGCUGAGGGAGGAAAGCUCAUCUGCUGUGACUACUGCAGCAAUGCAUUCUGCAAGAAGUGCAUCCUACGCAACCUGGGCAGAAGAGAAUUAUCAGCCAUCACUGACGAGAACUCCAAAUGGCACUGCUAUGUGUGCAGGUCAGAACCCCUCCAGGAUCUGAUCUCCAAGUGUAGCGGCAUCUUGGCAAAGAUUGACCACGAAAAACACAAGCAUCGUAAAUCUGGAAAAGGCGAGGACCGCAAGAGCAAGACAUAUAUUAGCAGUGAAGUCAAAGCGCACAAAGCAGUUGUGAAUGGGAAAGAGCACACGGACGGCUCAGGCACCAUAACAUUCUCUUACAAAAAAUUACAGAUACCCAAAGAACUCUUGAAGAAAGCAAAAAAACUGGUCGAAACCACAACUGGUUUGAACAAUACAUUUAUCCAGUUUGUGCAGCAGACUACCUUGGAGCAGGAUGAUAAGUCUGUAAGGUACAGGCAUUUGAAAGCAUUCAAGGCUGUACUUGCUGAUUUGAAAAAAGCCCACACUGCUCUGGAGGAGGCUUUGGAGCCGGAGUUCAGAAGUAUGGAACUACAGAAUGGUGACAAAGGGCUACAGCAAGUCAGAAAAAGCAUGAAUGUGGUGCAAACUGUUGUGGUUGACGAGGACAAUGAGCCGGAGGAGGCGAAUGCAACUGAGGAAUCAGACUCAUUGAGAAAUCUGCAUGAGGAUCACGAUGAGGAGUCAGUGGUAGCUUACAAAAAGUGUCAGAAAGCACAUUUGGACCAGCAUGCUGGAAAGGAGCUAGAUGAGCCAGAGGAGGACCCCGAGACUCUGUGCAACAAGAUGGAAGGUGUGCCAGACAAGGGACUGGAAAAGGCACUACAUGAGGAACCACUUGGUAAAGACCGACAAACAGAAGAUCUAACCAAAAAUGUAGUUAAAACAGAAGUGUCUGAUGAUGAGCUGCUGUCACCUGGUGAAAUAUCACUUGAUCAUGACAUUAUGUCUGUUCCUCCUUCAGUUCCUGAGGAGCUUUUUCAGAUGGUUGAAAGUCUUGCAGGUCCCCACAUGCUGGCACAGACUGAUCCGACUUCAGAUGCAAAAGCAAAUGGCCCCGCACAACAGAAAGUGAAGAACCUCAUCGUUAAACUGACUCCAGUGCCGGUUGUGACAACGAGCAGGUCUAAGUCCUCGUGCAAAACCAGCGAACAAGAUGAGGAAAAUGGGGGCUCUGGUCCAAGAGAGGAACCAGCCAGCCCACCAUCCAGUCGACGCUCCAGUAGAGUUAAGACCACUCCCCUGAGGAAGCAAGCUGAUACUAAGAAUUUUAAGGACUCCUCUGAAUUAGAGCAGGACUCAGAGAAUGAAAGUAGUUGCAAGUCCCAGUCCUCCAAGAAAGAAGAGAAGCACAGUAUUGCUUCCUUGUCAGACAAAGAGGCAGGAGACUCUGACUCGGAUGAGGUUCCUGACAUAUUGCUGGAAAAGGUGGCACAAUGCAACAGUAGCGAUGAGGAGAAAGAGAGCCUGAAUUCUCAAAAACGUUUAUUUAAAGCAAAACCCUCAGCUGAUGUAGACAAAACAUCCAAACGCAAAAGAAAAUCUGGGGACUCUGAAUCAGGCAUUGAAAGUAAAGGCAACAAGGCAUUAAAGAAGAAAAAACAAAAUGUCUCAGACUCUACUGACUCUGAUCAAGACAAGAUGAGCAUUCCAAAGAUGCGAUCAAGCCGUGCAACAAAACAUGACAAAGCAAAGGAAGAAGGCAAACCCAAAAAGAUGGCUGCAGCUGUGAGAAGAUCUUAUGAAAAGAAGCGCAAAGUAAGAAGCUCAAAAUUGGCUUCAAAGCUGGAGUCAUCCUCCAGCGAGGAUGAGGAAGAGCAACAAGCUGAUGUUGACUCUGGAGAUGACCUUGACGAGCAGACGUUCAACCCCCUGAUGGAAGAUGGUGUGCUGGGAGAUGGAAUAACUGUCAAGGAAGCCUCUCAAAUCGAUGAAGAUGACGACGAUGAUCCAGAGAAUAGAAUCGCUAAGAAAAUGCUCCUCGCCCAGAUUAAGUCCAACUUUUCCUCUGGUGCUGAGAGCUCCUCUGAAAAUGAAGGUGAAGAUGUGAAAAAGAAGUCCUCCCAAAAAGUUAAAAGAGAGGAAGAUGACACAAAGGAGCAGCAAGAUAAAAAUUCUCAAGACUCAGGUUCUGAUAUAGAGGUGAAGAAGCGUGGUCGACGCCACAAGUUGCUACGUCACAAGCUCUCGCUCAGUGAAGCAGACUCAGAGGAUGACAAAGAAGACAAUGCAGAAAAGACCAAAAAGACUGUCAAAAAGAAAGAAAAGAAGAGAGUGGACAGCGACGAUUCAGAAGAUUCUGAUUUCAAGAAGUCAGCAUCCAGUGCGGACUCUGAGAUGAGCGAGGUGGUCAGUGAGUCAGAGAAUGAAGAAAAGCGUCGAAAGACCAGAUCUGCGAAGAAGAAGGAUGAUGAGAAGCAGAAAGGUCACAAGCAGCAGAAGAAGAAGAGACGCAGGAUCAAAGUACAGGAUUCCUCCAGCAAUGAGAAGAGUGGAGAGGAAGAUGCUGACGACCCAGAUGGAGAGGAACGUAAAGGGCGCAAAAAAAUACGCAAAAUCCUCAAGGAUGACAAUCUCCGUACAGAGACGCGGGAUGCACUGAAAGAAGAGGAAGAUAGGAGGAAACGUAUCGCAGAAAGAGAGGAGCUAAGGAAGAAACUCAGAGAGACAAUUGUGGUGGAAGAGUCAUCCCAGGUGGCAUGUCCAAUCACCACCAAGCUAGUGCUUGAUGAAAAUGAAGAGACCAAAGAGCCACAGGUUCAGGUGCACAGGAACCUCGUCACCAAGCUGAAACCUCACCAGGUCGACGGGGUACAAUUCAUGUGGGACUGUUGCUGUGAGUCUGUGAAGAAGAUUGAGAAGUCCUCUGGUUCUGGUUGCAUCCUUGCUCACUGUAUGGGUCUAGGAAAAACACUUCAGGUGGUGACAUUUCUUCACACUUUGCUGCUCUGUGAAAAGCUCAACUUCUCAACAGCUUUGGUGGUUUGUCCCCUCAACACCGUCCUUAAUUGGGUCAAUGAGUUUGAGAAAUGGCAAGAGGGAAUGAAAGAUGAUGAGUGUUUAGAGGUGACGGAACUGGCCACAGUAAAGAGGCCGCAGGAGCGAGCAGUCGCCCUCCAGCAAUGGCAGGAUAUGGGGGGUGUUAUGAUCAUAGGCUAUGAGAUGUACCGAAAUCUGACACAGGGAAGGAACACGAAGAGUAAGAAGCUAAAAGAGACAUUUCAGAAGACUUUGGUUGACCCAGGCCCUGAUUUUGUAAUAUGCGAUGAAGGUCACAUCUUGAAGAAUGAGGCAUCAGCUGUGUCCAAAGCCAUGAACUCCAUCAGGACAAGAAGGAGGGUUGUGCUGACGGGAACGCCGCUUCAAAAUAACCUCAUAGAAUAUCACUGCAUGGUGAACUUCAUUAAGGAAAACUUGCUCGGGUCAGUCAAAGAGUUCCGCAAUCGCUUCAUCAACCCCAUCCAGAAUGGGCAGUGUGCCGACUCCACAAUGCACGAUGUCCGCAUCAUGAAGAAGAGGGCUCAUAUCUUGUAUGAGAUGCUGGCUGGAUGUGUUCAGAGGAAAGAUUACACAGCACUCACAAAGUUCCUCCCUCCCAAGCACGAGUAUGUGUUGUCCAUCAGAGUUACUCCACUCCAGUUUAAACUCUACAAAUACUACCUGGAGCACUUCACUGGUGUGGGGAAUGCUUUGGAGGGGGGCCGAGGCCGUGCAGGGACCAAACUCUUCCAAGAUUUCCAGAUGCUCAGUAGAAUCUGGACCCAUCCCUGGUGCCUUCAGCUGGAUUACAUCAGUAAAGAAAACAGGGGUUUCUUUGACGAAGACAGUAUGGAGGAAUUCAUUGCUUCAGAGACCGACGAGUCCUCCAUGAGUUUAAGCUCGGAGGACGAAAAGCAAAAGAAGAAAAAGAAGAAAGGCAAGGGAAGAAAGAAGGGAUCUGAUGACUCUGAUAGCGAUGAUGUGGAAGUCAUCAAGGAGUGGAACACUAGUUCUCGGGGCAGAAAUGGAGAGGGGCGAAACAGGGCUGAGCCUCAAGAAGAACAACCUCAACCCUCUGGCUCGGGACCAGGGAGCCCCACCGCUGACUGGCACAAGGAGUUUGUCACUGAGGCCGAUGCUGAAAUCAUCGAACACUCUGGAAAAAUUCUGAUCCUCUUUGAGAUCCUACGCAUGGCAGAGGAAGUGGAGGAUAAAGUGUUGGUAUUCAGUCAGUCUCUUAUCUCUUUGGACCUGAUUGAGGAUUUCCUGGAGCUGUCUUGCAGAGCUGCGGAUGAAAAUAAGAUAUCACCAUACAAAGGUGAGGGCAAGUGGUUCAGGAAUAUUGACUACUAUCGUCUGGAUGGCUCCACCAACGCCACCACUAGGAAGAAGUGGGCAGAGGAGUUUAACGACCCUAACAACACAAGGGGUCGUUUGUUCCUCAUUUCCACACGAGCUGGCUCCCUGGGUAUCAACCUGGUGGCAUCCAACAGAGUCAUAAUCUUUGACGCCUCAUGGAAUCCUUCGUAUGAUAUCCAGAGUAUAUUCAGGGUGUAUCGCUUCGGCCAGCUGAAGACGGUCUAUGUCUACAGGUUGCUGGCGCAGGGCACAAUGGAAGAAAAAAUCUAUGACCGGCAGGUUACCAAACAAUCUUUAUCAUACCGGGUCGUGGACCAGCAGCAGAUUGAAAGGCACUUUACUAUGAAUGAGCUGGCAGAGCUCUACACUUUUGAGCCUGACCUGCUAGACGAUCCCUCAGGGAAGAAGAGCAAGAAAGCCACACCGCUGCUCCCCAAGGACCUCUUCCUGGCUGAGUUGCUUCAGACCCAUAAGGACCAGAUUGUGUGCUAUCAUGAGCACGACUCCCUGUUGGACCACAAGGAGGAGGAAGCCUUGAGCGAGGAAGAUCGCAAAGCAGCCUGGGCUGAAUAUGAAGCAGAGAAGAAGGGUUUGACCAUGAGGACGAACUACCAGGCACACCCUCAAAUGGGCGCUUCUAUGUUAUUCUCACACUACAACUUGGGGGCUUUGGCCACCAUGACAAACCAGCAGCUGGAGGAGCUUAUCAACCAAGGGCGAAUGAAGGUCAUCGAGGCAACAAAUUCAUUGAAGAAUUUACAACGAGACUCCCUGGAAGAUACCAUUGCCAUACUUUGGAAAGAGAAUCCCGCUCUUACUGAGAACCAGGUCCAAUCUUUGGCUCUGGGCCGACUGGCCACUGUGGAGUUGGAGGCCAAACGCAGGGAAGCUAUUUACAGAGAAACCGUCACCAUGCAGCAGUCGCUGAUGAUGUACGUACAGAAGGUGGUGAACAACAGGAAGGUCCAAGAGCAGCAACUCGCCUUGGCCAACCAGACCAACCUUCUAAAUAUGGCCCUGCAGAAUGGCAUGCUGGGCGGUAACAGGCUCACCCAAAUGGAGCUGCUGGGCAUUUACCAGCAGCUGCACGGAAUGAACCCCCACGCCGCCAUGGGCAAGAAUCCCGGGCCCUCCAAGGGCCUGUAGGUCACACCAGCUUUCUAGUACCGGGUGGGCCCAGUCCAAACCAGGGUCUGUCUUCUAUAUCGAUCUCUUUCUCUGUGUCUUGACCGAUGGAGAUGAGACAACGAGAAGAAAGUGGAAGUUCAAUUCCUCUCCACUGGAGUUGCAAUUCCGUCGCCGACCAGGAGCUGGCAGAACCUUAUGUAAAAAAAAAAAAAAGACUGUUUGAAAGGGGUCUAUUUGAAAAACUCAUCAUAAAUACAAAGUGUAUAUACCGCCUUAAUGUUAUUCGAGUUCUAUAUCUUCAUUUUUCAUGUAUUUAAAGUCAAAUCUGUCUUAGCUUGCAAUACUUUAAAGUGUUGCAUUGUAUCCCCCUUAAAAAAGGGUUUCAUCAAUGUUUAAACUGUUUUUUAUACGCUUUUAAAACCCCAAUGGGACCAGUGUGGUUGGUGACAGCCUGUGGAUUCCUCCACCAAUCAGUCGUUUGCUGCUGACAAGUCUGGCUUCUUUUGGGAAAUGAAUAAAAUUAAAUGGCAUGUCCAUUAAAAAAAAAAAAAAAAACGAAAAAAAAACAAUAAUGGCCUUCCUAUUGGACGUCAGUUGUUUCUAUCAACACGGGUCCAUUAUUGGAAUGCUUGUGUUGUUCAAAACUGCCUGCUGGUCCCCGUGACCUUUUUUUUUUUUUAAUUAUUAUUUUGUGUGUAUAUCGUCAUUCUCACUGUUAGCGUGGUGUCUAGCAUAGCACUGUGUGUCCUCAUUGUUUUAUGUUCCACUCGUAUUGGUCCCUCGGUGAGUGGGUUGGUGACUCUUUGGAGGACCGUGAGUGCCAAAGUGUGGUAAAUGCAUCAUUAAAUGAAUAAAUGUCAUGAAGUUUUUAUUUCAAUAUUUAUCGAUUUGAAUUUUGGCGCUACUGUUGCCAUUUGGUCAUGGCAAAAUUGCAUUUGUCAUUCUUGCCCGUCAAACUCGGGGGGGGGCUAGUGGUGUGUCAGCUCCAAUCAAAUUGCGUGUUACUGCGUGAGCACGUCAGUGAGUUAACGCGUGCAAUGCCAGCCUUGUCACUGUAUGUAGCUCAGCAAAAACCACGGCUUUAAUGGUCAAUACUUGAGCCAGUACGUUUCAUGUGUUCUGAUUGUCGUGUUUGAAACUCCAAACCCUUGAGCAAUUUCGCUCUCCACGCCUCACCUGACACGACCGUCAAGAGCGGGAACGGUAAAUGAAUGAAGAACAUCCCUCCACUUUGCAAGCCAUAUCGUUGGUACUGUAUUUUUCGCUAGGUUUGAACUGCCUGUUGUUAACUAGCACACAAAACAUACUGGCCCAAGUAUUUACCUCAAAUCGACUUAUGAAACGUCCGCGAUUAAUUCCCAGGCGUUCGUGGAGGAUCAGGCAAUUUGGGUUGGAGCUGAAUCAGCACGAGCUGAGCCCUCUGACUUGAGUCCGCUGGGCGAGAAUGACAUUAUUUCACGAUGCACAGGGGAAUAGGAGGACCAAAAUGAAAUCAAGAUAUAUUACAAAUUGAACACGUUUUCUUAUUUCAUUUUGUCACUCUUGGUCCUCCAUUGCGAGUGACAGGCACUCACAAAGCACAACCAGUAUGCCCACGGUCCAGUGUGUGUGUGUGUGUGUGUGUGUGUGUGUGUGUGUGUGUGUGUUGUGUGUGUGUGUGUGUGUUCAGGCUAGCUUUGUCACAGCUCAGUUGCACCUGGUGGCUUUUUGGGGGUGGGGGGCAAGGGGACAUUUAAAAAAAAAAAAAAAAAAGUUUUUUAUUUUUAUUUUCUGCUCCAAACUACCGUCGCUGUUAAUGAGGGUUUUUGUGGCGCAAGAGAAGCCUGUCGUCUCUUGAUGGCUCCUGUGUUUGCACAAGGUGUACUUCAUUUACUUGUAGACUGUUUUUGCCCUCUGAAGAUUGUUCUUCCGUAAGCAAAUGCACCACAAUUUGCUAACCUGCUAUUAUCUUGAGUAUUUAAUAUAACGUUUAAUAAAGUGACCAAAAGGCU
This is a messenger RNA of Syngnathoides biaculeatus (alligator pipefish), 8145 nucleotides long. RefSeq names its product ATRX chromatin remodeler (gene atrx). The coding region runs from base 170 to 6172 and encodes 2000 amino acids. The record is from RefSeq and is a predicted model, not a curated record. Gene Ontology annotation, cellular component: nucleus. Gene Ontology annotation, molecular function: ATP-dependent chromatin remodeler activity; ATP hydrolysis activity; ATP binding. NCBI's taxonomy places the organism in Eukaryota, Metazoa, Chordata, Actinopteri, Syngnathiformes, Syngnathidae. The transcript has 34 exons.